CAAAUGACAGUGAAAGAAUAAAUAAGAAUUGUAAAGAAAUAAACUGAGUAAUACAUGCGAGAAGAAAUAAAUAGCUCUAGUAAAACAAUGUUGUAUCAACAGAAUUAAAAAGCAAUUUGUAACGUCCUUGAGUGUAGUGAAUGUGUGCACAGAAUGAAAAUAAAUCCAAAAAUUUCAGUACCUUAUUGGGCUAUUUUGCUCAUGAACGCGUGUAGUUUAUGUGAAUGCUAUAAAAACAUAAUCCUAAAAGAUUAUCUAUGCGCGGACAAAUUUUUAUUAGAUAUACAGAGAUCCCUUCAUGUUCAUCCCGCAUUUACUCUGACUGAGGAUCGAGAUUCUGCAGCCAUCAUAACCCAGAUGUGGAAUACAACGUUACCUGGCUAUUACUCGUCUAACAAGUUAAAAUACGAUUGUUAUUUUCGCGUACAAACUCCUCAUCGACCGCCUCGCGGAAUUUACACUGUCAUCACACGUCUUAAAUUUCGACGUGAUCCUGUCAAUAAUGCUUGCAUAGAUUAUAUUCAAUUUGUUGGUGGUAAUCGUCCAGCAUCUGAAAAGAUAUGCAACGAAAUAGCAAUAGACGGGCCGGGUCGGUUAAUAUUCGAUGAACGUAAUCGUGAAGUUAAUAUUCACAUUUACAUCGAUAAGCGAGUUUCGAUAAAGGAACCACUCGAAUUGCGAAUGGUGAUGACAGCGCACUCUGAAUGUAAAUACACUGGAGAUUUUCUCUGUGAUCCGAAAGACCAGUACUCGUGUAUUUCCCGUCAUUUUGUGCGUGAUAAUAUAACGAAUUGUAUGUAUCCAUGUCGAGAUGAAAUAUCAUGCUUUCACGAUGUACCUACUUCAGUGGAAGCUGACACCACCUAUGUAGCACUUUCAGCACUAACUUCGCUAAUUUUUACAAUGUUGGGUGUUGGUUUCUGCAUAUGGGUCUGUUGGAAGUAUUGGAAUUGCAUAACCGUGCAACAGCAUGCACACGAAGCUUCGGCGGCUGCUCAUCGUAGAGGGCAAACGGAAACCCCUGUAGUUCAGAUACCAAACGCACCGUCUUUUAGCGGUGCUAUUACGUCGAGUAUUGGAUAUGAACAAGAUAAUCGACAUCAUCAACCACAAUCACCAAAAGAUUUACCGCCAAGCUAUGAAUCAUUAUUUCCAGAAAGAUAAGCGGUAGUGUGGCGUUGUAGUCAAUUUAUUUAAAAAUGUUACUGCUAGACGCAAUCCAAACUAUUAUCUACAUGUUUAAGGAAUCUCUUUUACAAUUCAAUCAAAUGUGGGUGAUCCAGUUUUGUGAAUUAAUUAACAUUGAAGUGUCAAACUUGUGCCACCAGAUUUUUGUAUUAUAAUUUUGUUUUUGUUCUUUUUUGUUUUUGUGAUGUAAUAUGUCGAUCAAAUGAAUGUCUAGAGUGCCAUCGAUGUACAGUUAAAAAUGUACAACUCUGCAUUUAGUACUGUUAUUAUUUGACAAUUUACCAACUCGAAUAAGAUGUAUGUACGUAUCUGUUGAAAAUUGUAACUGCCUUCAAAAUAUGACCAUUCAAUUAUAAAAUGUUAAAAAUCACUGUCAACCAACACAAAGUCAAUAUGUUAUACAAAUACAUGUAAGAUACUUAUUUAUAUAAAGUCGUAAUAUAUGUAUCUUCAUCACAACUAUGUAAUACAAUAAUACAAAAUACGUAACAUCAGUAUUUGCGGCACCGUUUGGUGUAAAUUAAAUGUUGAAUAAGUAUCAUAAAACGUUCGAAUAUGAAGAUGAAAAUUUUGAAAUGUAUACAAAUAUUCUCACUGUCUUUAAAACACCAUUUUCAUUUAUAUUGGUAUAUACAUACUUGUAAAUAUGACUGUAAACGAAAUGCAAAUUAUAGCCAGUUAGUAAAGCAGCCAAAUGUUGAAAAAAUGUAAAAAGUAAAUCUUAUUCCCAAGUUAAAAAAUCAACUACACCAUAAAUACUAAUUUUUCUUUCAAAAAGUUUUUUUUUUUUGAUUCACCCCUACAUUAAAUUUUUUAUAUUUUUUAAUUUUAAGUAAAUGUCGAAAAUUUUGUGUUUACUUACAGACUAUAUUUAUUGUUUUUUUACUAUUUCUCAUUUUAUAUUCUUUGUCUAAGUCUAUAAAGUUUCUAGCUGUCUAAAUGCACACGAAUUUUAAAAUAUAUUUAAUUUAUGUAUGUUCUAUUCGCUAAUUGUUUAAUAUAUUUCCUACUAAUAUAAGAAAACCUUAUUGGUAAUAAAUUAAUUGUAAUAAUGUGUAGUUGAAAUUUUGUCACAUGGUUAGUGUGAAUUUACCUUGUAUUACAAUUUAUUUUAUAUUGAGUGUAAGAAGAAAAACUACAUAUGUAGGUAAUAAAAAUUAGAAAGACAAAAUCAAUAAAUAUAGCAGUUUGGAAGUAA
Bactrocera neohumeralis is the source of this 2386-nucleotide messenger RNA. RefSeq lists its product as uncharacterized. The record is from RefSeq and is a predicted model, not a curated record. The coding region runs from base 154 to 1164 and encodes 336 amino acids. NCBI's taxonomy places the organism in Eukaryota, Metazoa, Arthropoda, Insecta, Diptera, Tephritidae. The transcript has 3 exons.